CAGCACCUACCCAGCAUCCUCCCUCAUAUCCGCUUCAACCUGAUGACCUCAGAUGACACGGCAGCCAUCUUGGAUCACCGCCUGGUUAGGGAGGAUCCUGGGAGUUCUGAGGUCAUCAGGAAUCAGAUACAGAAGGGGAGUCCCAACCUGAAGCCGAGGCUCGGGAUGACUACAGAAAUGGCUAUUCUGUACCCUAGUUCACGGUUUGGAAGCUCCAAAAGACUCCUCUUCAUGAACCCUCAGGAAGAAAAGUUCAUCAGAUGCAGGUACAGUCAAGAUGACAUGCCUGAUUUCUCUGCUAUGACAGUCACCAGUGAAAACGACAUCUACAUGCUGCAAACUGAAGAAUUAGAGGAAGAGAAUCAACUGUCCCUGUUUAAGUACAACCAUGCAGAAAACGUGUGUGAACCAGCAGGUGUGUCCUCUAUAUCUAAGGGACCAGAAGAUGACUUGUGCUGCCAUUGGUAUUACCUGUAUGAAGUUGAUCGCAUUUUGUACUACAUUUUGUUUAAUCCUGAAGCAGACAGACCAUUGGUGCAGGUGAGAAAGUACAACCAGAACACAAACCAGUGGCAGGAGUGUUCACAGCUGCAACUUCCUGAUAAUAUUUGGAACAGUGCAGUAUUGCCCUGCGGUCCAAACCUGUAUUUCCUCUCAACCAAGGAAAUAUAUCGCUACGAUCCAAGCGAGGACAAGUGGUGCAGGCGAACACCACUGUGGACCUUGAAUGAAUUCGAUACAGCCGUUGCCAUGGGAACUGAGAUUUUUUGCACAGAUAUUUCAUUUAAACAGACUAUUGUGUAUGAUACAGAGGCAGACAGCUGGCAAAAACUGCAAGGCUGGCCAAUCCCAGACAUCUUUGCUGUUCAUGGUCUUCCAAUUUUAUUCGUACUGGAGAACCAGUUGCACAUAUUGUUAACCUGUAUUAGCAACUCCGGGGAACAAUACGUAUAUCUCAUAUAUGUUUAUGACAGGUCUACUGAUGCCUGGAGAGAGUUGAAGGCAAAUCUGCCUAAUAGGGAGUAUUAUGCAUGUGGUUCUUUUUCCCCUGUGGCACGUAUGUACCUACCAUAUCUAAAGGGGACAUGAAGUACAUCACUUCAUACGCUUUCCAGUAUUGAUGUGCAGGAUAAAAACACAGAGAGUACUAGACAGGACUGAUAGAUAUUGGCUUUUGUGGAAUGCUGAACAAUGGGAAUUAGAUGUACUUUAAGAGUUAAGAAGAGUUACAGAUUAAAAUGCGUUCUUCUUUCAUAUAGAGAGGGGCAUAUUUCCAUAAAACAACUAAUUUGUGUCUAAAAGUCUAACAGCAGUAAUUACAAGACACCAUUACCCCUAGUGCCUUUACACUUAGUAUACUGGCAUUCAUACUAAUGUUUUGGUGACUAAGGGAGAAUGGGAGACCCAAUAUAAUAAAGUAACUAGUGUGUCACACAGGCGAAGAUGCCACAAUCUUUAUGAAAAAUUUACAAUAUAAUUCUACUUGUAUAUUACAUACAUUAAUUUUGUUUCCAGUGAUUAAUAUUGUAUUAGUUACUCACUUUUACACAGUGAAUUAGAGAGUUAUGCAUAUUAGAUUAAAACCAGUUUAAAUAGAUGAAUCUCCAUAUUACAUCUAAGUGUUAUAUUUUUACCAUAUAAAUAUUUAC
This is a messenger RNA of Branchiostoma floridae (Florida lancelet), 1649 nucleotides long. RefSeq lists its product as uncharacterized. The coding region runs from base 43 to 1089 and encodes 348 amino acids. The transcript has 2 exons. Gene Ontology annotation, molecular function: protein binding. Lineage: Eukaryota; Metazoa; Chordata; Leptocardii; Amphioxiformes; Branchiostomatidae. The record is from RefSeq and is a predicted model, not a curated record.